This is a messenger RNA of Vigna umbellata (rice bean), 3137 nucleotides long. Its product is annotated as zinc ion binding protein. The record is from RefSeq and is a predicted model, not a curated record. Gene Ontology annotation, molecular function: zinc ion binding. NCBI's taxonomy places the organism in Eukaryota, Viridiplantae, Streptophyta, Magnoliopsida, Fabales, Fabaceae.
ACUUUUGUUGGGAAGUUAUGUUAUAAAUUGAUCAUUUUAUGCAUGAAGCUAAGGAUGAUGAAAUAAUACGUGAAUAUCCCUUAAAGAAGCUAACAAUUUUUUUGUAGAAAAAGUUGUUAAAUCCAUUUUUUUUAUAGACAAUUAUAAUAAAAGGGUUUAGUAAAAACAAGAGCAGAUAUUUUAGUUUAGUAUAUAUGUAUGUGAAGGAGUGCUUGUUGAAUCCAACCGAACUAAAGACUCACUCUAGUUCUAUCUCGUAUUCACUCUCUGACUCAUCGUUUCCUAUUAUCUAUUUCUCCGUCUCGGUCGUUGCAUUCAGCUUCAGUUUUCAUCUCCAAAGUUCCGUUCCGUUACACCUUCCUCUCCGUUGCGCCUACAUUGCAGGCAAAAUUCAUUUAGUGUUAAUCUACAAUGGCCAGAUGGGAUGCAAUCUUAUCUCUUCCAGUACAAAAUCCUCCCACAUUGGAAAUUUCUUCUACUGACCUAGUUUGGUCAAAAGUGGAAGGUUGGCAUGAUAAAUUAGAUAAAGUUGCUCUAAUCCCAUUUGCUAGAGUUGAUGAUUUUGUGAGGGGUGAAUCAAAUAAUAAAGAAUGUCCUACAAGAUUUCAUGUUGAAGCAAGGCGUCGACGGUCUCCAUCAACGCCUUUCAAGCAAAAGGUUGAUGGCAUACUAGAGUACAUUUUGUAUUGGUGUUCCUUUGGUCCGGAUGACCAUAGAAAAGGUGGUAUUGUCCGACCUAGUCGAACUACGUAUGUUCCAAAGAAGAAAAAUGCAGGUAGACCAAAUACCAAGAGAGGUUGUACUUGUCAUUUUAUUGUGAAGCGCCUUAUAGCUGAACCUUCAGUUGCCCUAAUCAUAUAUAAUGAUGAUAAGCAUGUGGACAAAAAGGGUUUGCCAUGCCAUGGUCCACAGGACAAAAAGGCUGCUGGAACACGUGCUAUGUUUGCUCCAUAUAUCUCAGAAGAUCUCCGACUUCGGGUUUUAUCUCUUCUAUAUGUUGGAGUCUCUGUGGAAACCAUUAUGCAGAGACACAAUGAAUCUGUUGAGAAACAAGGUGGUCCAUCUAACCGUGAUGACCUUUUGACCCACCGUUAUGUUCGACGACAAGAGAGGGCAAUCCGUCGUUCUACGUAUGAGCUAGAUGAUGAUGAUGCUGUUAGUAUAAGCAUGUGGGUUGAAAGUCACCAAAAUCAGGUUUUUUUCUACGAAGAUUUCUCUGAUGCAGAUCCAUUUACUCUGGGCAUUCAAACAGAGUGGCAAUUGCAACAAUUGAUUAAAUUUGGAAACCGGGGUCUGCUUGCCUCAGAUUCAAGAUUUGGUACAAAUAAAUUACAGUAUCCCAUUCAUAGUCUUCUAGUGUUCAACUCAGACAAGAAGGCCAUUCCAGUGGCAUGGAUAAUAGCACCAAGGUUUUCAAGUUUAGAUGCACAUCGAUGGAUGAGGGCUCUUUACAAUAGAGUUCACACCAAAGAUCCUACUUGGAAGUUGGCUGGCUUCAUAGUAGAUGAUCCAUUAUAUGAUAUUCUAGCAAUCAGGGAUGUGUUUCAGUGUACAGUAAUGAUUAGUUUCUGGCGAGUUCGUCAUUUAUGGCAUAAAAACUUAGUAAAGUGCUUGAAAUCUGAUAUGCAAAUAAAGAUAUCCAGACGGCUUGGGUGCAUAGUGGAUAAUAUUUGCCGUCUUCAAGGAAACACAUCACUCUUUGAAGAAUUCAUGGAAGAGUUUAUUGAUGAAUCCAAAUUUAUGGACUAUUUCAAGUCCACAUGGCAUCCUAGAAUAGGAGCAUGGGUCAAUACACUUCAAACACUUCCACUUGCUAGCCAGGAGUCUUGUGCAGCAAUAGAAUUUUACCACAACCAAUUGAAGAUUAGGCUGUUGAAUGAAAAAGAAAUUGGUGUUUAUCAGCGGGCAGAUUGGUUGGUGGACAAGUUGGGUACAAAAGUCCACUCUUAUUUCUGGCUGGAUGAGUACUCGGGAAAAGAUGAUUUUGCACGAUACUGGAAAAAUGAAUGGAUGAGUGGUUUGACAUCAUGGCGCAAAGCACUGAACAUUCCAGACGCUGAUGUCUCAAUAGAAGAUGGAUGUGCUAAGGUUACUGAUCAAGAUGAUCGAGAUAAAGUUUUUGUUGUCUGGAAUACUGGUUCAAUGUUGAGCAUUUGUGAUUGUAGUUGGGCACAAGAUGGCAACCUUUGUGAGCAUAUCUUGAAAGUUCUCAGUAUCUGCCGAAAGAGAGGGUCCGUUUUACCAUCUGUCACCUUAUUUCAGUAUCACCAGGCACUGAAUAAGAUGCUGCAUUGCCCCCCUUUUGAUUCUUUAAUUCGUGAUCACGCGGUGUCAUUGGCAGUUUCAGUUCGGAAGCAAUUAAAUACUCUACUUGAUAAAGAAAGCGUCCAAACUGACACUAAUUCCAUGGAGAAAUGGAUCGAUAUUGAUAUUGCACUGGAAAGUUUCAGGGUUGUUUCUGGUAACCGGGGUCAGGAUAUGGUUAUUAAUAAGCAUGUCAUCAAUGAUGUCUUAUCUUUGGAUGGUGGUCAAGAUAAAUAUCAAUCAAAUGAAGCCCCUGGAUGUGCGACUGCAAUGCAUGAUAUCACCGAUCAUGGUGAGGAUGGAGUUAUCACUAGAAAUGGCGAACGUUUUGAGAGUGCCAGUUUUAUAUCUGAUAUGGAUGUUGAUCCACUAUCAAAUUGUGUUAACCCUCCUGUCUUGCACCCUGUUGAUGAUACAGUUAUAAGUAACACGUUGCAAGAGAACAAAGACUGGAGCUUGGCUUCUACAGGAAAUGAGAUUUCAGCUUCUGAAAGUGGUGCUUUUUCUAAUGAUAAGAUUGAAGAUAAUAUUUUAGAUAAAGGUGGCAAAGAUUGUGCUAUGGAUGUGGAUUCCCCAACCUUGGCUACACCUUCAUCAACUGUGACACCCGUUAAGCCAGUUGCAGUUGAUAUGGGUGAAGAAAAUUCAGGUACCGUCAAGGAGGAUGUGAGUUUGGGUUCAAAUACCUGAAAUCAAAUCAUGAAUCAGAACACACAAUGACAAUUUAGAGAUAUAGAUGCCAAUAAAGAUAAAUUUUGAUACACUCUGUAAAAAAGCGUUCGUUGUCAAGUAAUUAGAAAAUCAUUAUGGCAAAGGUCAAUAAUUUUUAAUUA